AAUAGUAAUAAUUACUUUAGGUUCAGCUUUUUAUAUCUAUUUUCAGGAAGUUUCCUUUGGUUGAAUGGUUGAUGACUUUGUUAUUUUCCAAAGACCAAGUUCGUUGCCGCCCUUGGAAUUGUGUGUUUCAUGUGCUUCAUCUCUUUUGCCGCCUAACUUCUAGACUUCAAUGGAAAAAAAGCCAUCCCCUUUCUAUUUCCCAUUGCCAAUUUGCUGAAUUUUAAACUCUGGGUUUUGUUUCUUUUCACGUGGAAUCUCAACUGGAAUGAAUACUCUUGUCCCCAGAUUCAUACUGUGAGAAUGGAAGGGAAAAAUAUAAGCAUAGAUAUUCCCAGGAAUGGAAAAUCCAAGGUUCUUGAUCCAGUGUUUUCUGCCUUUCUUGUUCAACUUCCUCACAAACUUCAGAACUGUCUUAAGUCACAACUCAAGAGAUUAGCCAAAGAUGGUGACAGAAUAAAAUCAGUGAACUCUUUUCUUGAGAAGAACCGUUCAUCUGCCGGAUUGCGGAUGGAUCGGGAGAAACAAUUGCAAGCUUGGAGAGAAAAUCCUUCAUGGGUCAGUCCACCUCCAGAAAUAGAGGUCAGUGUAGUGAAAGGCUCUCUUUGCCACCUUAAGGCAGCAGUUGAUGUUGGUUUUCCCCCAGAUGCAGUGUAUAACAUUGUCACUGAUCCUGAUAACAGGAGAGUUUUCAAAAACGUUAAGGAAGUGGUAUCAAGAAAGGUUUUGAUUGAUGAAGGUCAAAGACAAUUGGUCGAAGUUGAACAAUCAGCCGCGUGGAGAUUCCUUUUGUGGUCGGGAACCAUCUCAGUUCAUGUUCUAGUGGAUCAAAACAGAGAAGAUUACUCGAUGAGAUUCAAACAAUUGAGCAACGGAUUCAUGAAAAAGUUUGAAGGUUACUGGCGGGUUGAACCGCUUUUUGUCGAUGAGGAAACUUGUUUUCCUUUCAAACCGAAAACAUGGGCAGAGUAUUGUUCAUGUACUGGAGGUAAAGGAAGGAUUGGAUCAAAGGUGAGCUUAGACCAACUGAUUCAACCAGCCAUCGCACCUCCCCCACCCAUUUCUUGGUACCUAAGCGGAAUACCUGCAAAAACCACAGAGAUGCUGAUAAAUGAUCUACUUGCCGAAGCCGACAGAAUCAAGGACAGCCGUGACUCGGAAAUUUUGGACAAGGAGCUUGGGUUAUCAGAGAGAAUAAAUGAACAUUGUUACCAACUCGAUCAAUUCUGUGAUAUUAAAGAAAGAUGGAAGCCGCACCAGAGAAAUCGGAAGCUACUACGGCGUCGCAAGAAGCUGCUGACGGAUGAAUCCUCGAGUUUUUAAUUUGUUCGAAUUCAUCUGUAUGUUGUUGCAUCAAUAUUUUUAUGUGAAAUUUGCUCAACGUCUUUGUAACAAUAUCUCCAUUUGAAA
Messenger RNA from Hibiscus syriacus, 1407 nucleotides. RefSeq lists its product as uncharacterized. Bases 301 to 1320 code for a protein of 339 amino acids. The record is from RefSeq and is a predicted model, not a curated record. Lineage: Eukaryota; Viridiplantae; Streptophyta; Magnoliopsida; Malvales; Malvaceae. The transcript has 6 exons.